Molecule: messenger RNA, 2388 nt
Organism: Penicillium macrosclerotiorum
Lineage: Eukaryota; Fungi; Ascomycota; Eurotiomycetes; Eurotiales; Aspergillaceae
Gene: cef1
Product: putative cell division control protein (Cdc5)
Exons: 4
Coding region: 1-2388 (795 amino acids)
Biological process (GO): mRNA splicing, via spliceosome
Cellular component (GO): spliceosomal complex; Prp19 complex
Source: RefSeq, a predicted model, not a curated record
AUGCCUGUUGUCAAAGGAGGUGUCUGGACCAAUAUUGAGGACGAAGUCCUUCGCGCAGCAGUUUCGAAAUAUGGUCUCAACCAGUGGGCCCGAGUUUCGUCUCUUCUGGCACGAAAGACACCAAAGCAAUGCAAAGCACGUUGGGUAGAAUGGCUCGAUCCCGGUAUUCGCAAGGUCGAGUGGUCGCGAGAAGAGGAUGAGAAGCUUCUUCAUCUGGCGAAGCUCAUGCCAACCCAAUGGCGCACAAUUGCCCCCAUCGUCGGUCGUACUGCCACACAGUGUCUCGAACGUUAUCAGAAACUUUUGGACGAAGCCGAAGCUCGCGAAAACGAUGAAUUUGGACUGGGAGGUCCGGAGGGUGGUGAGACAGCGGCCCCUAGCGCGGAUGAUGUCCGUCGUCUCCGCCCUGGCGAGCUGGACCCUGAUCCUGAAUCCAAACCUGCGCGCCCUGACACGAUCGAUCUGGAUGAAGAUGAGAAGGAAAUGCUGAGUGAAGCGCGUGCGCGUCUCGCGAAUACACAGGGUAAAAAGGCGAAGCGAAAGGCUCGAGAACGCCAACUGGAAGAGUCGCGUCGAUUGGCUGUACUGCAGAAACGGCGUGAGCUCAAGAAUGCCGGAAUCAAUGUCAAAGUCACCACUCGGAAGCCUGGCGAAAUGGAUUACAACGCAGAUAUUCCCUUUGAGAAGCCCGCCGCUCCUGGUUUCUAUGACACCACAGAGGAACAAUCACGAAAUGAACGCCAGCGGGAAAUGUUUGACCCCCGCAAGCAACAGCUGGCCAAUAAGCGGAAAGGUGACCAAGAUGAAGAUGCGGAGCGCAAGAAGCGGAAGAACGACAAAAACAGCAAUUCGGCUGCCUUUGCGGCCGCUGCGCGCGCCGGGCAGAUGCAGAAGAUCCGUGAAGCAGAGCAGAGCAGCAAGCGACGGGGCUUGGUUCUACCCUCGCCACAAAUUAGCGAAGGGGAAAUGGAGGAUAUUAUUAAAAUGGGCAUGGCCGGUGACAAGGCCAGUCGGAUGAGUGCCGACGAAGAAACAACUAGAGGACUCAUUGGAAAUUAUGGUGCGAUUGUUGGCGGAACCCCUAUUCGGACACCUCGCGCUGCUCCCGAGGAUGAUCAUAUCGCCAACGAGAUCAAGAACAUUCGGGCGUUGACUGAAACAAAAUCUUCUCUACUCGGAGGCGAGAACACUCCUCUCCACGAGGGUGGCUCAUCAACUGGCUUCGAUGGAAUCACACCGCGACGGCAGGAGAUUGUCACGCCCAACCCAAUGGCCACACCAUUUCGACAAGCCAACGGCAUUGGAGCAACUCCCAUGCAUGGUGGAAUUGGACCCGGCGCUACCCCACUGCGUACACCUCGAGACCACUUUGCUUUGAACAAGGAAGGUCAAGGUAAUCAGCUCGUUGGUAGCACUCCCCGUGAUAUCAAGAUGCACGAGAACUUCAUGCGUCAGUCAAUCCGCAGCAAGCUAUCUUCACUUCCGAAACCCAAGGAGACUGAGUGGGAGUUGGAGGAGUUGCCCUCUGAGGCUGCUGAACCGUCUGCUGCCAUCGAACUUACCGAAGAGGAUGCGGCUGAGCGGGAUCGCAGAGAGAAGGAAGCGCGGGAGCAGGCGGCCCAGGCUGAAUUCAAGCGGCAGUCCCAAGCAUACCAGCGUGGAUUACCACGUCCUAUGGUUCUUGAUCUCGAUGCAUUGAUGCAGCGCGCGGCUAGUGUAACUGACCCUGCGGAGGGCCUGAUUUCCCAUGAGGCUGCAAUCAUUAUUGCACACGAAUCUCGAAAAUUCCCAGUGCCCGGCGCAAAGGUGGAAGGCAAAGCGCCCAAACUUGGCCGCCUUGAUGACAGAUUUCUGGAAGCUGCUCGCGCAGCGAUUACUGCGGAAGUUGCUUCUGCAGAGGCUCAGCAACAACAGCAGGACUGGCAAGAAAGGUUUGAUGAUAUUUGGUCAUCAACUCGUGCCAAUGCCCUCCCGGGUCUGGACAACUACGAUGAUGAAGAUGAGAAGGAUACUUUCCAGGAGGAACAACGCAUGAUCGGCGCGUUCGAUAAUGUCCAAUCAUCACUCCUUGCUACAGCGGAGAAGGGCAAUAAGUUGGAGAAAAAGCUGGCCUUACACUAUGGCGGUUAUCAGACCCGCGCGAAGACGUUACGGACAAAAAUCUUGGAGGCUAGCGUGGCUCUGCCCAAGGCGCAAGAUGAUUUGGAUUCUUUUCGGACUCUCCAGAUUUCCGAGGAGGCUGCUGUCUCUCGGCGUCUCGAGAAAUUGCGUGAGGAGGUGUCCUUCGUCAUGCGCCGGGAGCGCGAGGCACAGGACUUAUAUAAGAGCCGGAAGGACGAGUUGGAUGAGCUCGUUGCGGGCACGGCUACUGUCAAUGGGUGGCAUUAA